This is a messenger RNA of Coregonus sp. 'balchen', 1635 nucleotides long. Lineage: Eukaryota; Metazoa; Chordata; Actinopteri; Salmoniformes; Salmonidae. The record is from the annotation of a GenBank genome assembly.
AUGUUUACCAACAAGCUGCUGACCCUGGUGCUGGUGGUGCAGCCUGGACGGGUGCUGCUGGGCAUGAAGAAGAGAGGGUUCGGAGCAGGGAAGUGGAAUGGGUUUGGUGACAAAAUCCAAUCUGGGGAGACUAUUGAAGAGGCUGCCAGGCGGUGAGAUUGGUUGCAGUCCUCGGUAGUUGGAUGUGUCUUGAAAUUUUUUUUUUCCUACAGUUUUGUUUAACAAUUUGCAUGUAAAAUCAUGUAAACAGAUUCCAGCACUGGGCAGUAUCUAACACGGUAUAUAUACCCUCAUACAUGUCAUAUUGUGACAUUACAGUAGGCAUGGUCUGACUAUUUCCUGUUAUGAGGCCUGCUAUCUAGUUUUUUCCUACUUUGGUCUGAAGGCAACACACUUUCCUGCUACUUUCUCUCUACUUACAAACGUUGUUCUCUCCAGAGAACUGCAGGAGGAAAGUGGCCUCACAGUGGAUGCACUUGAUAAGAUUGGAAAUAUCACAUUUGAAUUCAUCGGAGAAACAGAGCUGCUUGACGUCCAUGUUUUCCGAGCUGACAACUACAAUGGGGAGCCAACAGAGUCAGAUGGUAUUCAUUCUCAAUCAUUCUAUUUAGGGCCAGGAGUUUUGUGACCAGGAUAAACUCAUGGCCCAAUAGGCUAUAAUCGUAGACCCCAUAGUUUUCCUGGAAAAAACUGCUGACCCUAUACUACAUGCCUUUCUAUGGACAUUUCUUAGACUAAUGUCUGACGAAGCUCACUAACUUAUACUUUUUCUCUUAUAGAGAUGAGGCCACAGUGGUUUGACUCUGACAAGAUACCCUUCAGUCAAAUGUGGGUUGAUGAUGUUAUGUGGUUUCCACUGAUGCUUCAAAAGAAGAAGUUCUUGGGCUACUUCAAAUUUCUGGGUCAUGACUUGAUCAUCGAUCACAAGUUGGAGGAGGUAGACAAGCUUUGAGACAGACUACUGGCCUCCUCUGACUCAUUCAUACUGUAUCAAAGGUGGUCCUCUGUAGCUCAGCUGGUAGAGCACGGCGCUUGUAAUGCCAAGGUAGUGGGUGCGAUCCCCGGGACCACCCAUACACAAAAAUGUAUGCACGCAUGACUGUAAGUCGCUUUGGAUAAAAGCGUCUGCUAAAUGGCAUAUUAUUAUUCUCUCAUGUUGCCUACCUGCAGAAUUCCUACUGAUUCCAGCUACCCUUGUUCAUAUUCAGUGCCAGGAAAUCUCCAGAUCUUUGUAAAUUUACAAAUGCUUUUAGUUGCCAGUGAUAACCAUAUGCCUGUGAAUCAGUACUAAGAAUUCCCACUGAGCCAAAACUAAAUACUGGAUGUGUAAAUGUUGAUGACAUAUGUAUCCCAUUCCACUAUUGUGUUUGUUUAUAUUAAAUUGUUGAAGUAUGUGCUGCACCUCUUUUGUUACUUUCUCAAAAAGGUGGUAUGGUAAAUUGGAAUGACAAUGAUUUUGAUUGUUCAACAUCGUGUUUAAUUCAAUUUAGUAUCAUAAGGGUAAUAAUGAGACCGGUAUCUGAUACUUUUUAUUUAACGUCAAGUGAGAUUCAACAUAAAACUGUACAAUAGUUAAACUUUCCUGUAUCUACAUCCUUCACCUAGUUCCUCUUUUCUUUCUCAAAGAUCAUAUAA